UACUAUAUCAACACUCUGAUCUGUACCAUCUGUACUAUACACAGUGUAUCACAUGACGUAGGUUCAUUCCUUUGAACGAACGCUACGCAUUACAUUAGACAUUAUACCGGUGUUAAAUGUCACAUACAUCAGCUGUUCUCAAGUUUUUAAUGCUAUCAGCCUUCGUUCGAAAUAUCCGUCUAUUAGGGUGCAGUACAAUGAAUAAUAUCUCUGGAAUACACUCGGUUGCUUACGUUACAGUACCGUCCAACGAAGUUGCGAAAAAUAUUUCUCGCGGACUCGUCAAAAAUAAAUUAGCUGCCUGCGUCAAUAUCAUACCCCAAAUCACUUCAAUAUAUGAGUGGAAAGACGAAAUUAACGAAGAUCAAGAACUGCUGUUGAUGAUUAAAACCAGAACUGAAAUUGUCGAUGCAUUGACCAAAUUCGUCAAAGAAAAUCAUCCUUAUGAAGUUUGCGAAGUCAUAUCUUUACCCGUAAGUAUGAGAUUCACAAUGGAAACAAACAGUACUUAGAUUGGAUUAGCGAAACUGUCCCUACAAUUGCCCAGAGAGAAUCUGAUAAAAAUUCUUAACGUAUUGUUAGGCACCUGGGAUUAAACGUGGGUAAUAUAAGGAUGGUAAAAUAAAUUGGAUUAAAUUUGUUUGUGUGUGAAAAAAUAAAGAUUCGUUUAUUAUCGGCUCAGCAA
Molecule: messenger RNA, 685 nt
Organism: Neodiprion fabricii
Lineage: Eukaryota; Metazoa; Arthropoda; Insecta; Hymenoptera; Diprionidae
Gene: CUTA
Product: divalent-cation tolerance protein CutA
Exons: 6
Coding region: 117-512 (131 amino acids)
Biological process (GO): response to metal ion
Molecular function (GO): copper ion binding
Source: RefSeq, a predicted model, not a curated record